UUAGUGAUGUCACAGUCCGCCGCCCCCGAAGACACUGCAGCGUCUCCUCUCCGGGCUUCUCCCGGAGAGGAGAAAUAAAAUGUAGGUCAGCACUCUGGGAGUUAAGCUGUGUGAGGCCCCUCCCAUUAGGGGUGGAGUCCGGUGAGGCUUGUGCUGCUGUAUAACAUGCCGUAAGAGGCUGCAAGUUCUGUGUAGUGAGUGACAAUGGCACCCAAAAACAUUGCCCUCUUCGGGGCCACUGGGAUGACUGGGAAGGUGAUCCUGGCACAAGCUCUUGAUGCAGGUUACAAUGUGACUGUCCUGGUGAGGGAUCCCGCUCGCCUCCCUGCGAAUAAGAAACCGACGCGGAUCGUUGUGGGGGAUGUGCUGAAUAAGAGUGAUGUCUCCAAGGCUGUGGAGGGACAGGAUGCUGUCAUAAUUGUACUGGGAACAGGGGCUGACCUAGGGCCAACCACAAUGAUGUCGAAGGGGACUCAGAAUAUUGUGGAGGCGAUGAAGGAGCACGGGAUCCGCAAGGUGGUGGGCUGCAUGUCUUACUACCUGCUUUGGGACAUCGCCAAAGUCCCUUCUUACUUCCUGCCAGUGACUGAGGACCACGUCCGAAUGUACCAGGUCCUGAAGGACUCCGGCCUGGAUUACGUGGCUGUGCUGCCUCCAUACAUUACAGAUGAUAAACCUCUGACUAAAGAUUACACUGUCAAAGUGGAUCAAUGCGGUGGUGAUGUGAUCUCAGUUCAAGACCUCAGCCACUUUUUCCUUCGCUGUCUGACCAGCACGGAAUACGAUGGAAAGAGCGUCACCUUGUCCCGGGACUACUGAACUUUGUAACAGCUCCCUCUGGUGGUCAUGCAACAAUAUUCCCAGUCGUGCUGCAGUUGUCACAGAAAUAAAUCAAAAGCUUAGCUAUCCAAACUAUUGUAGUAAAUGAAUACAACCCACAAAAUCCCAAUUUCAUACAUCUGUGAAGUGAGACUUUCAGAUCUUAAGCACUAAAACGCCUUAAGUAUUGUUUUAUAAUCUGUUUUGAUGUUCAAUAGGCGUUGGGUAUGUGUGACUGGCGGUCACAAUACCAACAGCGGGAUCUCGGCUGUCGGAUGGCCGGUGGUGGGGCGAGCGGAACGAAGCGAGUGGGAAUAGCCCCUGUUGGUUGGCAUGCCGACCAUCCGGAUUUUCAGAUGCCGGGAUCCCGGCGUCGGAAUUGUGACAGGCAGUUUCCUGUCCAGCGGUCACAUAAACAUAACCCAUCAAUAGAACCAGUGUGAAUUUUCUUGUAAAUUUACAAUAAAUAGGUUUAUUUUCCAACA
Messenger RNA from Pseudophryne corroboree (corroboree frog), 1304 nucleotides. RefSeq names its product flavin reductase (NADPH)-like. NCBI's taxonomy places the organism in Eukaryota, Metazoa, Chordata, Amphibia, Anura, Myobatrachidae. Gene Ontology annotation, molecular function: riboflavin reductase (NADPH) activity; biliverdin reductase [NAD(P)H] activity. The record is from RefSeq and is a predicted model, not a curated record. The transcript is spliced from 6 exons. The coding region runs from base 205 to 819 and encodes 204 amino acids.